This is a messenger RNA of Paramecium tetraurelia, 327 nucleotides long. RefSeq lists its product as uncharacterized. The transcript has a single exon. The record is from RefSeq and is a predicted model, not a curated record. NCBI's taxonomy places the organism in Eukaryota, Ciliophora, Oligohymenophorea, Peniculida, Parameciidae.
AUGGAUAAAUUGAGCAAGAAAUUAGAUAAAUUCUACACUCAAGUUCAUAAUCAAAAAAAGGCAAUCAGAAGCCAUUCCAAGGAGUUUGAUGAUCUAUCGGAUACUUCCAUUGAUAUUCAAAUGUGCGUAUAAGUUCCAUUAUUUUAGAAAUCAUAAGAAAUAAGAAAAAAAUACAAUGACCAAUUUAAAAGAAGAUUGAUGAUAAUUAUUAUUCAUUCAUAUCAAUAUAUUUUAAAUAUACUUUAAAAUCAAGUAAAAUCCUAUUCUCCACUAUUGAACUUGUGGUUCAUUACACUAAAACAAUAAAAAAGAAAUUACCAUCUAUGA